AUGCAUUGGUCUUCUCAAUUGCUACUUGUUGGGCUUGCCGCAACCUCAUAUGCUGGUGGUGUUGGGGCCUCUUCAGCAAUUCCGGACUACUUUCAGACAAGCUUUGGUCCAUAUGCCGGUCCCACAAAAGCUGGAGAGGCUCCUUUUCUAGCCCAGGCCACUCUGCUUGCUCCUGAAUACCACUCCUAUAAGCCCAACACCCCGGUGGUGACUGACGUUCCUAUAUUUGGGGGCCCAAAAGAUGCGGAAAUCUUUAAACACAUGGGCAAUAUAUCGCCCUAUUUGCCUAAUCCCUCGGGAUUCGGAAUCGACGAAUAUCCACUUCCUUCUGGCACUAAUAUCACACAGAUGCAUAUGGUUCAUCGCCACGGAUCUCGGUAUCCUACCAGUGACGCGUCUGUAGCCACUGUUUCUGAUCGGAUCACUGAGCUUCGGGGAAAUGGGACGAAUUUCACAGGUGACUUGUCGUUCCUCAAUGACUGGACUUAUCAGCUUGGAGAAGAAGAGUUGACAGCUCUUGGGCGUCAGCAGCUUUUCGACAGUGGCGUCCUCCAUUGGUUCAAUUAUGGCAGAUUAUACGAUCCAUCUAGACCACUCAUUUCUCGCACCACGACCCAAGUUCGAAUGCUUCAAUCCGCUGAGAACUUUCUUAAUGGAUUCUUUGGCCCGGAUUGGACUCGGAACGUCACAUUAGAGGUUAUCACGGAACAUCCUGGCUUCAACAACUCUCUAGCCAGCGACAAAGAGUGCACAAAUCACAACAACGGCAAAUCGUCCGCCGGCGAUGAUGCCUCCACUCAAUGGCAAGAGAUAUAUCUUGAAAAAGCAACUCGGCGGUUUCGCCAAUCGAUGACUGGAAACCAAAACUGGACAACUUCUGACACUUAUAAUUUACAAACUUUAUGUCCUUAUGAGACUGUUGCAUUAGGCUUUAGUCACUUCUGCUCCCUUUUUACCUGGGACGAGUGGCUCGGCUUUGAGUACGCCAAUGACUUGAGUUACUACGGAGGGAAUGGAUUUGCGUCACCCACAGGCCGUGCUGUUGGGGUGGGAUACGUUGAAGAGCUUAUUGCGCGACUGCAGCAACAUUAUCCUUAUCCGGAUGAGAAUUCCAUCGCUAUCAAUAAGACUUUAGACGAUAAUGCUACGACAUUCCCUUUGAACCAGACCUUGUAUCUCGACUUUAGUCAUGAUACCAACAUAUUUUCUAUUUUGACCGCUCUUGGCCUCAAACAAUUUGCUGAGUUCCUUCCUAUCUCCGGUCCACCACCCAAUCGCCAGCUCAUCGUGAGCCAUAUAGUUCCGUUCGCAGGUCGAUUCAAUAUCGAAGUAAUUAAAGCGCCAAGGCCCGUGCUUGCCAAACGGCCCCAUGGCUCUCAAGCUUCUGCAUAUGACCUUAAUGGCACUGAGACUACAUAUGUUCAUAUGCUGAUGAACCAAAGAACAAUCCCUCUUGGACAGAGUAUCGCUGAGUGUGGCCAGCGCGAUGACGGGUGGUGUGAGCUGCAAGCAUUCAUCAACGUUCAAAAAGAAAAUAUUAUAAAGGCAAACUUCGAUGAGAGUUGCUUCGGUAACUAUUCAACUCCGAAAUAUGGAAGUGUCUCCACUGGUACUGUCUGA
Talaromyces rugulosus is the source of this 1620-nucleotide messenger RNA. RefSeq lists its product as uncharacterized. NCBI's taxonomy places the organism in Eukaryota, Fungi, Ascomycota, Eurotiomycetes, Eurotiales, Trichocomaceae. The record is from RefSeq and is a predicted model, not a curated record. The transcript is spliced from 3 exons. Bases 1 to 1620 code for a protein of 539 amino acids. Gene Ontology annotation, molecular function: acid phosphatase activity.